AUGAGCUCCCGGCACCGUUCCCGGCGCCGCUCGCGCUCGCGCUCUGCACGCAGCUCCAGCUCCAGCUAUCGGAGCCGAAGUCAAAGCUCCUCCAGCUGGAGACGUGCUCGAGCCAGGAAGCUUCAGAGAAGGAAAGAAGAAGAGGAGCGAUUGCGGAAAGAGCGCGAAGAACACCGAAAGUUUAUGCAAGAAUUUGAAGCCUGGCGGGUGAAGGAUUUGGAGGCACGGAAUAAGCGCGAGAAGGAGUGGUAUUCCAUGCGGGAAGCAGCGAAGAUUGAAGCCAAGCAAAGGGCUUUGGAGCAGCAGGAGCAGGAGGAGCGAAAGAAAGCGAAGAAAAAGGCAAAAGAAAAAGAGGAGGCAAAGAAGAAAAAGGAAGAAAAGCAAGCCAAGAAGGACAAGAAAGAGCAGGAAGAACUCGAAAGGCGGAAUAAGAUUGCAGAAGCAGCGGCGGCGCGACGAGAAAGAGGCGUGGGUUCAGGCAAGGUGAGCGAUGCCGAAGCCGAGCUGGCAAAGCUGAUUCAAGAGGCUAAACAGGGCGUGGCAGAGCCGCCGAAGGCAGACCCUCCACCAUCGAAAGAGCCUGGGAUGAUUGCAGACGGCAUCAUCGUCCUGGACGAGGAUGAAUAG
Molecule: messenger RNA, 627 nt
Organism: Symbiodinium sp. CCMP2592
Lineage: Eukaryota; Dinophyceae; Suessiales; Symbiodiniaceae
Source: the annotation of a GenBank genome assembly